UCCUGUUGCACCCUACGCGUUCCCACACUGCUUCGCGACCGCCGCUAUGGAGGCUGGUCGCACGGCUAUACUCCGCGUGAAGCGGAAGCGCAGCGAGGAGCCUGCCGAGGCCCUGGUCCUCGCCUGUAAACGCCUCCGGAAAGAUGUGGUGGAGUUGGCGGUCCAGAAGACGCCCCCCGAGGGUCUGGAGAAAGCAGCAGAGAAAAAUGUCUUCCAGUUGGUGGCUACCGUGUGCUCCCAGGAGGACCCGGUCCAGCCGCUCCUGCGCGCUCUGCCCCCACCCUGGGGCACCCAUCAGCGUAUCCGCCACGAUCUCCGCGCGUCGACUCGGAAGAUCCAGCAGGAGGGUCGCUACAGGGUAGUCUCUAGCCGCCGACCCUCGGACCUUCUCUUGGACGAUCUGGAGUCCGAGGACGCGCGGGAAAACCCAGAAGCCGGCGGUGACGCAGGCUUCCAGCUGUUGGAUCUGGUCCACGAAGAAGGAGACCCUGAGGCCGCUGCUACUGCCACUGCCGCCGCCGCUGCCACCGCAACCGCCACCGCCGCCGCAUCCGCCUCCUGCAAAGCAUCUGACCCAGAUGUGAUCCUUUGCAAUUCUGUAGAGUUGAUCCGCGAGCGGCUGACUAUAUCUGAGGAUGGACCAAGUGUCGGGCCCCGGGAGGAACAGAAGGAUGACUAUGUGUAUGACAUUUACUACUUGGAGACGGCCACUCCAGGAUGGAUUGAGAAUAUCCUCUCUGUGCAGCCUUACAGCCAGGAGUGGGAGCUGGUGAAUGAUGGCAAACAACUAGAGGGCGUUGAUGAAGAUGAAGAUGAAGAUGAUGAGAAUAGUGAGAAUAAUUGGCGCAAUGAGUACCCAGAGGAGGAGAGCAGUGACGGAGAUGAAGAUUCCAGAGGCUCUGAUGAAUGCAACGGCCUCAGUGAAGAGGAAAGAGGCAAUAGCCGGCCACAGAUGUGGAGCAAAUACCCUUUGGAUGUGCAGAAGGAGUUUGGCUAUGACAGCACCCAUGACCUGGACUCGGACUGAGGAUCUAUCACAGGCCCUUGGGGCUUUGACUGCCUUAUCAGCCACCCUGGUAGUGGGUUUCCUGGCAUAACACACGGAAGGAGAAAGCAUGUCCAACAGCACCAUCAUAGCAGUGAAAACGUGUGCUGAAGGAGUAUCUCUUUUCCAUUAAUAGUAGGAUGCUUUGCCUCAUUCAAGUGACCCUACAAUCUAGGGGACAAAAAACAAACAAAAAAACAUAAAAUGAAGCUUCCUGGCCUAGGCAUUUUCCUGCUCUUCUUCUACGCUAAAGCCAGUAAGUGGAAGAGAGGCUGUUUCAUGAGAACUUAGGUUCAACUUUCCCACGCCACCAGGCACCCGCCCCCAGUAAAAGCCUGAUUCUUUUUGACGGGAAAAUGUAGAAGGGCUACAGUGGGUCUCUUAUAGGAACACACACUGAGUAGUAAUGGCCAGUAGAGGACGAAUCUGCCUGAGCUGUGAGGGGUUUGGUAGACAGUUGUCUCUACCUCCCUGCUUCCUAUGAUAAUGACUGUAAAGAUUGCUCUUUCGUUAGCAGUGGUCCCAAGGAGCAGGGUAUGUAUGAAUGUGAUACUCUGCAUUUAGUAAAAACACUAACUAUGGGAGCAAGUAAGUAAUUCCUUUAAAACCUUUUCAAUCUGAAUAUGUUUUCCAUUGUGCUCCCUCUCCCCUUCCUGCCCCCCACCAAAAAUGGGGGAGUAGUGAAAUAAAAGUUUCGGAAUUGACCUGAGACACAAAGGACUUAAAGCAAAUUAGGAAAAGGAAAACACAUCCUGAACUUAGCUUUCCACUAAGAAAUGUUUAACUAUUUACAGCACUCACCAAAAACUACCAAUAGGACAAAAUUUCUUCCCCAGAAUUUACAUUUCUGCCCCAACCCCUUCCAAAGCACAGAUGCCUUAACUCAGACUGAGUUGGCAUUUAGUCUUUAAUGUAGCAUUCAUUGUCAGUAGAACUUUUGCAAAGACGAAUGUGUCCUAUACGUGCCCUGUGCAGUGGUAGCCACUAGCCACAUGUGGCUGAGCACUUUUAAUGUGAUUAGUGUGAGGAAUUUUUCAACUUUAUUUUAUUUUAAGUAGCUACAUGUGGCUAGUAGCUACUGUACUGGACAGCGCAGGUAUAGGGCAAUCAAUACCCAGAACCUUCUAUUCAAGACAUGCCCUCUUGCCCCAUGGCGCACACUCACUAUCACAGGGGAAGGUGAAUUACACAGGGAUGUGUCUUCCCACAUCUUUUAAAGACUUCAUAAGCAUCUACUUUCCCAUCCUGCCUAAACCCAUUUAUCUACAUCAGUUCCUAUGUACGCAGAGUUGUUAAACCUGACAAAACGAUUAAAUUGUAUGUGUGUGUGUGCUCAGGCUCUACUCUUGUGGCUCUAAAACCAACAUACUGGUUUCCCACCCUAACUAUCCACAAAGGUACAAUUCAGUGUCACAAGUAAGAGGCAGCAACUUAAAUGUACGUCAACACUAGUCAUCUUAGUCUAUAGGCGUAAAAGAAGGAUUAAAAACCACUCUGUACCAAUA
Molecule: messenger RNA, 2550 nt
Organism: Myotis myotis
Lineage: Eukaryota; Metazoa; Chordata; Mammalia; Chiroptera; Vespertilionidae
Gene: SLC7A6OS
Product: solute carrier family 7 member 6 opposite strand
Exons: 5
Coding region: 47-1027 (326 amino acids)
Biological process (GO): developmental process
Source: RefSeq, a predicted model, not a curated record